AUGAAAUCUCUCCACUUUUUCCAUUAUAUUGCACUGGUUGUAAGUGUAGGAGUUGUAUAUACGAAGACAAUGGAAGUCACAGGGCAAAAAGCUGUGGGGUUUGAAGCUGCCAAACGUACAGGUGGGUUUGAGACGAGUACCAUAGGUGAGAAGCUUAAGGGACCUGGAAUUGUUGCGGUGCUUGAGCAGAACUGUAAUCAAAGUAGACAAUUAGAAGAUACUCUUAAGAGCCUCGGCGUGCCUUAUCAACCGUUCUACGUGGAGGAGAAUCUGGAUCUUUAUAGCACUGCGAUUUCUAAAAACGGCGGGGAGAUUCCUUUGUUGUACGAGGACGGGAAGAAGGUUGAAAAUGUUGUGGACUUUUUAAAAAAGUACAAGGAGGAGCAUACAAAAACAGAAAACAAAGAUGCAAACGAAAAAUAA
Messenger RNA from Encephalitozoon intestinalis ATCC 50506, 423 nucleotides. RefSeq lists its product as uncharacterized. Lineage: Eukaryota; Fungi; Microsporidia; Unikaryonidae. Bases 1 to 423 code for a protein of 140 amino acids. The transcript has a single exon. The record is from RefSeq and is a predicted model, not a curated record.